GUUAACACGUAAUCCGUGACGUCAGACUCCUGACUUCCCUGUGGUAGUGUGGGAUCUCUUCUGCCGGUUUAAUAUCACAUUACAAAGUGUCCAUCAGGCCUUGCGCUCAUCCCGAGGUGUGUCCACUUGAGUCGCAGCCCUGCAUUUCAAAACAGAAGACGAGUGUUUCGCCAUGAACUCUGACAUGGAUGGUGACAUAGAAAAUCAGGUGGAGUUGGAGGAGAAGACCAGACUUAUAAACCAGGUCCUUGAGUUGCAGAACACCCUUGAGGAUCUCUCAGCUCGGGUGGACGCAGUUAAAGAAGAAAAUUUGAAGCUAAAAUCAGAGAACCAGGUUCUUGGGCAGUACAUUGAGAACCUAAUGUCGGCAUCUAGCGUGUUUCAGACUACUGACUCUAAGAGCAAACGGAAGUAAGAGAGCAUCCUCUUUCCCAGCAUCCCUUGUGUAGACGACACCCCCAUGCAGAGAAACCCUUGCCAUAUCAGCGCAUUUAAAAUUCCUUUGCCACUAAAAUCGUAAAUGUUUACAUUUCUUUUAUCAGUAUUGAUGUUUCAUCUUCAACAACUUUGUUAUACAUAUUACACUAAAAUCAUUUUAUAAGAUAUUAAGAUGUUAAACUAAGACUUUAUAUGUUAUUUUGUAGUUUUUUUUUUAUUUAAUAUUAUUUGUAAUGUUGUUUAAAACCGUAAUAUGUAUUUUAUGUAAUUUUUGCUUUGUAGACAAGGGUACAGCUGUGAUGCCGUGACAGUUGCUCUCUCCCGCUGAGCUGUUUGUCUGUAUCAGCACUGACUAUACUCAAGCUGAGAGAAAACAUUUCAGGUCAUUCUGAUCAGGGAAUGAAAUUUCAACCCUUUCCUUGGUGCUAUCAACAGAAGGGAGUUCUCUGGCAUGCGUCACAUCUGUGCCUCUGACUGUCUUAAUGUAUUUGUUGUGUUUGGAUGUGUAGAAUCUAACUAUAUGGUGUGGCAUUGCAAAUGCCUGUUUUAAUUAAAACAAAUAUCAUUUGCUGUGCUGUGAGCGAGUCUUUAGGCCCCUGUGGUGGUUUGCUUCUCGUUCAGUCGCCUCACUUCAUCUGGGAUUCAAGUCUACACAUAUUCCACCCGAGUUUGAGGAUUAUAUCAGAAUCUCUGCUCUCAUCAGAGGAGUGAGGAACUGAGUCUCAUAGAGUAGCGUUGCCUUCCUCUCCUCAACCCUUGCUUUAAAUUUUGAAUCUUCAUCUGAAUGUAUCUCCCUCUUUCACAGGGUUACCAAAGGUGUUCGGAAGGACAAAUCAACUAGUGCUUAAAUAUGCAGUAACCAAUAUGUUGGAGUGAGCAAAUCCAAGAUUAAAGCUUCUGAUUCUAGCUGAA
Molecule: messenger RNA, 1350 nt
Organism: Labeo rohita (rohu)
Lineage: Eukaryota; Metazoa; Chordata; Actinopteri; Cypriniformes; Cyprinidae
Gene: scocb
Product: short coiled-coil protein b
Exons: 4
Coding region: 173-415 (80 amino acids)
Cellular component (GO): trans-Golgi network
Source: RefSeq, a predicted model, not a curated record